Hymenoscyphus albidus is the source of this 2883-nucleotide messenger RNA. The record is from the annotation of a GenBank genome assembly. Lineage: Eukaryota; Fungi; Ascomycota; Leotiomycetes; Helotiales; Helotiaceae.
CUAGCAUUCAGCAUAUUUCUACGUCAGUUCUUUAUCUUCGGCCUGUUAUUCACCUGCGCCCCUCGUUACCCCUUCCAUACCUUUUCUUCUGCCUCAACUCCAAUCCAACACAACUACUGCUAUCUACGGUACCAGCCAAAACUUCCGGAAGACGAAAACCAGUUUAUCUGCCACAAUGUCGCGCCAUCAAAUAGUCAAGAACCUCGACCUGGACGAUGAGCUGGACGAUUACGAUGGAGGCGAUGACUAUGGAUAUGACGGAGCAGGAGAAGGUAUGCUAUCAAUUGAAAAGAGUCAAUAUUCAAAGCUAACUCUCGUAGGCAUCAGCGAAGAAGAUCAAGGUCUCAACUCUCCAUUCUACCCCGCGAUACCCACACGCGUUACUCACACAUAAUCUUAUGGCAGAACAACUUCGACAGUGCACAAUAAUAGUCCGCGAAGCUUUACCACAAGGUGGGAAUAUCACCGACAAACAGAUCCAAGACUCAUUAUGGUAUUAUUACUACGAUAUUGAGAAGACGGUCACGUAUUUGGUCAAGACAUAUUUAGAGCCACCGAAGGAGAAGAAAACUCCAGGGGGAGGAAAGAAAACAAAAGGUGGGUCCUUUUUCACUCUGUCAUUCCAGCGGACUGGAACAUAGGCUUGUGGCAGAAAAUGGGUUAUUUCGUGGUGGGUAUGCUCUUUUGUUCUUAUACUUUGCGACAUCAGGUGGGUAGAGCCAAUUCUGACCAGCUUUAAGACAAUAUUGAAGGAAGCGAUGGAUCAAAACCAUGCUCAGGGACCUUUUCCUUCGUAAAAUUCUUUGAAGACUCUCCCUGGCUCAAGGUCCCUUCCGAACGGCAAACAAUAUUCAUCGCCCCUCUUUAUCCUCGUGGUGGACUGUUGGGGGGUUCUUCAGAUGGAGCACCAAAAAUGUCAAAAUUACAAGCUCUGGCAGCUGCAAGAAAGAAGAAGAAGGCAGAAGAGCAAAUGUCUCAAGGAAUUGCUGAUGUAGAAAAACCGAUGGCAAGCCUUCAAAUCAAUGAGCAAGUUAGCACGACAAAUCCUACCGUCGCAAGUACCUCGAAGAUCUCAGUUGGUAAACCAUUUUCCCGAGGAUUACCGUUGCGAAAACGAAAAGAUUCCAACGAGCAUGAGAAAGCACCCAAGGCUUCCCAACCAAAGAAAGAACAUCGCCUCAGCCAACCAGAGCUUCCACAGGAAAUACCUAUGGUAGACCAAGCUGAGCCAUCUGCUUUUGCCAAUACCAUGUUCAGUAGCCCAUCUCAAGUCACUCGACCGCGCCAGGAUAACCUGUUUACUCUUCAUCUUGCUUUGGAUACGACCUCUACAACAGCUAAUCCUUUUGCAGGACCUAGCCCAGAUGAUAUAGUCAUAGCGGCACAGUCGAAAGGUUCGACAAAAUCUGCACGACCGAAAAAUUAAAACUAAUAAAUUUGAGUAGCUGCUGGUAAGGGAGGUAAAGGUAAUCCUAAGACCAAUGGAGAGAAGCGAGCAGACCAGAUUGCCAGUGGUGUCGAGGCAUUGAAGCUUGAUAAUACUCCAAGAGCGAAAAGCAAGAACUUGGAUGUUCUUGCAGAGUUUGAAAAGGCAAAGACCAAAAAUGCUGCGAAUUUUGUCGUCAUUGGUAAGACAAUCUUUUUUUCCGAAGAUUCAUCAACGCUAACUUUUCAGGCCAUGUCGAUGCGGGGAAAAGCACAUUGAUGGGACGUUUACUUUAUGACCUGAAAGUUGUAGAUCAACGAACCAUAGAUAGAUAUCGUAAAGAAGCAGAGAAAAUGGGCAAAUCAUCGUUUGCCUUGGCGUGGGUUUUGGAUCAAGGAACUGAAGAAAGAGCUCGAGGUGUCACGAUCGAUAUUGCCACCAACAAAUUUGAGACGGAAAAGACUUCAUUCACAAUUCUUGAUGCGCCUGGGCAUCGAGACUUUAUUCCCAACAUGAUUGCCGGAGCAAGUCAAGCAGAUUUUGCUGUACUUGUGAUUGAUGCCAGUACUGGAUCGUUCGAAUCUGGUCUUAGAGGACAGACAAAAGAACAUGCCCUACUUGUCCGGAGUAUGGGUGUGCAGCGGCUAAUUGUUGCUGUCAACAAACUUGAUACAGUAUCCUGGUCUCAAGAUCGGUUUACUGAGAUUUCGACCCAAGUUUUGGCUUUUUUGACAGCAGCUGGAUUUCUGUCGAAAAACAUUACGUUCAUUCCAUGCUCGGGCCUCAAGGGAGAUAAUAUCGCACGACACUCUACAGAGCCUGAAGCAUCAUGGUAUUCUGGCCCAACUCUAGUUGAAGUCUUGGACGACUCGGAACCAGUCGCCCGAGCGCUGUCAAAACCACUACGAUUGACGAUUGGAGAUAUUUUUCGUGGUGGAGUACAGAAUCCCCUCUCGAUAUCAGGACGAAUCGAGUCUGGCUCAUUGCAGAUGGGAGAUGCUCUGCUCGCUCAACCAUCUUCAGAAAAGUGUUAUGUCAAAUCACUGGAAAUUGACGAGCCGGUAGAUUGGGCAGUAGCAGGACAGAACGUUACUGUGCAUCUAUCAGGAAUCGAAGAACAAUACUUGAAAAUCGGAGACGUUCUCUGUACUCCCGUGAAUCCAAUCCAAAACAUCAAGCAAUUCACAGCAAAGGUUUUGGCUUUCGAAUUCAUCACGCCUAUGCAAAUUGAUGUGCAUCGAGGCCGGCUUCAUACCGCGGGGAGGAUCAAGGAGAUUGUUGCGGUGCUGGAUAAACAUACUGGUGCGGUGUCUGGGAAGAAGAGGCCGAGGAUUGUGAAACCUGGGAUGAUUGCUAGGAUUGUGGUGGAGCUGGAUUUGUCGGUUCCGUUGGAGGCGCCUGGGAGAGUCGUGCUGAGGAGUGAUGGGCAGACUGUUGCUGCGGGGUUGUUGGAGUGA